This is a messenger RNA of Aphis gossypii (cotton aphid), 2206 nucleotides long. RefSeq names its product probable proline--tRNA ligase, mitochondrial (gene ProRS-m). Gene Ontology annotation, biological process: prolyl-tRNA aminoacylation. Gene Ontology annotation, cellular component: mitochondrion; cytoplasm. The transcript is spliced from 5 exons. Bases 311 to 1744 code for a protein of 477 amino acids. The record is from RefSeq and is a predicted model, not a curated record. NCBI's taxonomy places the organism in Eukaryota, Metazoa, Arthropoda, Insecta, Hemiptera, Aphididae. Gene Ontology annotation, molecular function: ATP binding; proline-tRNA ligase activity.
GUAGUUAUGUAACUAAUUACAUAUUUGAAUUAUUAAAUAUGAAUAUUAUAAUAAUAAUAUUGUACAAUACUACAAUAACACAGUUACAGUGUACAAUAAUGAGAUUUUAUGAAUGUGAACUAUUCAACUAUGAACACUGAUGUCAAUGUCAAUUGUCAGUCAACAGUCACAACUCACAAAUCACAAUCAUAAUAUUAUAUUUUCUUUAUCAAGAAAUAAACUCAUGGACUAAACACAUUUUUAAUUUUUUCUACUUUCAAAAUAAAUUAUUGUGGUUAGGGUCGAAAAUUAUUGAACAGCCGUGAUUUUUAUGAUAUGUUAUCACAAAUUUACAAAUCAUAAUACUAUUAAUCUAUUCGGUGUUAUAAGUUAUAACUCAUUAGUGGUUUUAAACAAACUGUAUACUGCCGUACUCAAGAAUAUUAUGAAGUUCGAAAUCAAAAUGAAUAGCUUGAAAAAUAUGUUUAGACCGACGAAACCAAUUUCGAAAAAUGUUUCAUUUAAACCGGACGAACUCAUAUCCAACAGUCAAAAAUUGAUGUUGGAGCUUGGUAUCAUCAGACAAAGUACUAAUGGACUCUACCACUUAUUGCCCCUUGCUCAGCGAUCUUUAGAUAAAUUGAUCAAUAUUAUAAAUAAAAAUAUGAUGAAUAUUGGUGCUCAGAAGAUUUCCAUGCCCGUAUUAAUACAUAGUAACUUGUGGAAAAAAACAGGUCGGUUAAGCAAAAACAUAGAAGAUUUAUAUAUAGUGAACGAUCGUAAAAGCAAAGAGUUCCUACUAAGUCCGACUCAUGAAGAGGUCGUUACUGAUUUAUUUAGUUCAGAUCCUAAGACGUACAAGCAGUUACCUUUAAUGUUGUAUCAAAUUGGCACAAAAUUCAGGGAUGAGAUUAGGCCCAAGUUGGGAAUUAUCAGAUCCAAAGAGUUUCUUAUGAAAGAUUUAUAUUCUUUUGAUAGAGAUCAAACUAGUGCCAUUACCACGUACAACAAAGUAUGUCAAGCCUACGAAAAAAUAUUUAAGCAUAUUGGUGUUAAAUUCAUAAAAGUUGAAGGUACGUCAGGAAUGAUGGGUGGAAAUCAAUCUCACGAAUUUCAUUUUCCGGCUGAAGUUGGAGAUGAUACAUUAUUACAAUGUAAAAAAUGUGAGUUUGGAAUGAACAAAGAAAUGUCACCAGAGUUGGUUCAGUGUCCUAAAUGCUCUAGUACUGAUAUUGAGUUUACAAAGGCUAUUGAAGUUGGCCAUACUUUCAAUCUUGGUACAUUUUAUUCAAACGCCUUGUCCGCCACAUAUUCAGAUACAGAUGGAACUUUGAAACCACCAUAUAUGGGUAGCUAUGGUUUAGGUGUUACUCGAAUAAUCGGUGCAUCUGUAGAAUGUUUGAGCACACAAGAAAUAAUCCAAUGGCCACGGUCAUUAUCUCCAUUUACUGUCUGCAUAAUACCAGCUAAAGAAGGCAGUAUAGAGGAAAACACUUCAUUGAAUAACAUACAAUCUCUUUACAAUCAUUUUACUAAAAUAUUUGGAGAUGAUAUUGUUGUUGAUGAUCGAACCCAUAUGACUAUUGGAAAGCGAUUAAUCGAAGCAAAGAAAUUAGGAUUUCCAUUUGUAGUUGUUAUGGGAAAGAAAAUAAAUGAAAACCCCUCUUUGUACGAACUGUAUGAAGCCAGUACAAAUAAGUUAAAACAUUAUGAACUAAGUAACUUAAUUAAUUAUCUUAAGCAACAAUGUUUAGAUAAAAUAUAAGUGUUUUUUAAUAUAAUUAAAAGUUAUUUAAUUAUCUUAUUAAUUAGGUUUAGAAAUAACUUGUGAUAAUUGUUUUUUUAAAUGUUAAUGUUAAACAUUUACACGUUUUGUUAAAUGUAUAAACAAUUUGUUUUAAUUUAUUUUAAGUAUUUAACUUCGUCUAAAUAAUAUACUUCCAUUUUUAUAUUAAUAUGGGAAUUUAUGUUGUUUUUAUUCAGAUUUGUGAUAAGGACUUUUUGGGACUUGUCACUACAAACAAGAAUUAAAUAUUAAUAUUAUUAGGUAUAAAAAUUCAAAAAUACUACUUAAUCAAAAUUGAUUGCCAUUACGUUAACCAAUGUAUAAGUCAAUAUUCAUUAGACAUAGUCAGCUUUGUGGUAACAUGUACAAAAUGUACAAUGUACAUCAUAUGUUAAAAAAUAAAAAAUAUUAACACAUUAGAAAUGUUAAUGAUAUCAUAAA